This is a messenger RNA of Carcharodon carcharias (great white shark), 8816 nucleotides long. Its product is annotated as ephrin type-A receptor 5-like. The record is from RefSeq and is a predicted model, not a curated record. NCBI's taxonomy places the organism in Eukaryota, Metazoa, Chordata, Chondrichthyes, Lamniformes, Lamnidae. The coding region runs from base 94 to 3084 and encodes 996 amino acids. Gene Ontology annotation, cellular component: neuron projection; plasma membrane. The transcript is spliced from 17 exons. Gene Ontology annotation, biological process: cell surface receptor protein tyrosine kinase signaling pathway; axon guidance; protein phosphorylation. Gene Ontology annotation, molecular function: transmembrane-ephrin receptor activity; protein binding; ATP binding.
UCUCCCUCGCUGCCGGGCGGACUGUGAGACGUGAGCCGCUCUCCCCGGGUCACUGCCAGGCAGACAGCGAGCACUUUGGGCCGGGGCCGAGCGAUGGCACGGCGGCGGAGCACGGCAGCAGCCCUUCGGACGGCACUCCUCUGCUGGACUUACUACUCCUUCUGCCUGGUCUGCUGGAAGCUGGAGAGGUGUGACGGGGCCGCGGGGCAUAACCAAGUUAAUUUAUUGGAUUCCAGAGCUGUAAUGGGAGACCUGGGAUGGAUAGCCUACCCAAAGAAUGGGUGGGAAGAAAUCAGUGAGGUUGAUGAGAAUUACACUCCCAUACACACAUACCAAGUGUGUAAUGUUAUGGAGCAAAAUCAGAAUAACUGGUUACAGACUAACUGGAUCUCCAGUGAAGGAGCCCGUCGUAUAUUCAUUGAGCUAAAAUUUACACUACGAGACUGCAAUAGUCUCCCUGGAGGUCUCGGGACCUGUAAAGAGACCUUUAAUGUGUACCAUUAUGAAUCCAAUGAUGAAGAUGGGAGGAACAUCAGAGAAAAUCAAUAUAUAAAAAUUGACACGAUUGCUGCAGAUGAAAGUUUCACAGAACUCGACCUUGGAGAUCGAGUCAUGAAGUUAAAUACAGAAGUGCGAGAUGUUGGCCCUCUUUCUAAAAAGGGAUUCUACCUCGCCUUUCAAGAUGUUGGAGCCUGUAUUGCUCUGGUCUCUGUGCGAGUCUACUACAAGAAGUGCCCAUCUACAUUCCAUAACCUUGCUUUCUUUGAAGAUACGAUCACAGGAGCUGAUUCAUCCUCACUGGUGGAAGUGCCAGGCACGUGUGUCAACAACUCAGUGAAAGAUGACACUCCAAAAAUGUACUGCAGUGCUGAUGGGGAAUGGUUAGUCCCAAUUGGGAAGUGCAUGUGCAAAGAAGGCUAUGAAGAGAAAGGUAACAUAUGCCAAGUUUGCCAGCCAGGAUUCUUUAAGGCCUCACCAUACAGCCUGUCCUGCAGCAAGUGUCCUCCUUACAGUUAUGCCAAUGACAAAGGGUCAGUAUCGUGUCACUGUAUGGAAAACUACUUCAGAAGAGAUAAUGAUCCACCUGCAAUGGCCUGUACAAGACCACCCUCAGCCCCACAGAAUGUCAUCUCCAACAUUAAUAAUACCAGUGUGAUUCUGGAUUGGAGCCCUCCUGCUGACAGUGGAGGACGAAAAGAUGUGACAUACCUUGUGAUCUGCAAGAGGUGCAGCGUGGAUUUGAUUCAGUGUGAUGAGUGUGGUGGCGGUGUCCGAUAUAUCCCACAGGAGGCUGGGCUCAAGAACACCACGGUGAUGGUGGUUGAUCUCCUGGCUCAUACCAAUUACACCUUUGAGAUUGAGGCAGUGAAUGGAGUGUCAGAGCUGAGUUCUGUCUCCAGACAGUUUGUGUCUGUAAAUGUCACGACAAAUCAAGCAGCACCUUCACCCAUUAGUAUUGUGAAAAAGAAGAAGGUCACGAAAAAUAGCAUCUCCUUGUUCUGGCAGGAGCCAAACCGGCCUAAUGGCAUCAUACUGGAGUAUGAGAUCAAGUAUUUUGAAAAGGCUCAGGAGACCAGCUACACCAUCAUUAAAUCCAAAGAGACUGAGAUUAUUGUCGAUGGCCUGAAACCCACCACAGUGUACAUCUUUCAGAUACGAGCUCGCACAGCAGCAGGAUAUGGGGGCUACAGCCGUAAAUUUGAAUUUGAAACCAGCCCAGUCUCCUUACCUGCCAGUGCUCAGAGUCAGGUGCCAAUCAUCGCAGUCUCCGUGGCAGUGGGUAUGAUCCUACUGGCAGUGGUGUCUGGCCUGUUACUUAGUGGAAGGCGGUGUGGAUACAGUAAAGCUAAACAAGAUCCAGACGAGGAGAAGAUGCAUUUUCACAAUGGUCACAUUAAAUUGCCAGGUAUAAGAACAUACAUUGACCCUCAUACCUAUGAAGACCCAAGUCAAGCUGUUCAUGAGUUUGCCAAGGAAAUAGAUGCAUCAUGCAUCACUAUUGAAAGAGUCAUUGGUGCAGGUGAGUUUGGCGAGGUGUGCAGUGGCCGUUUGAAGUUACCUGGAAAAAGAGAAUUCCCAGUAGCCAUCAAAACUCUAAAAGCUGGUUAUACAGAGAAGCAGCGCAGGGAUUUCCUUGGUGAAGCAAGUAUAAUGGGGCAAUUUGACCAUCCCAACAUCAUCCACCUUGAAGGGGUGGUCACGAAAAGUAAACCAGUAAUGAUAGUGACUGAAUAUAUGGAGAAUGGCUCUCUUGAUACAUUUUUAAAGAAAAAUGAUGGCCAAUUUACAGUAAUCCAGCUAGUGGGAAUGCUGAGAGGAAUUGCCUCUGGAAUGAGGUAUCUUUCAGACAUGGGUUAUGUCCACCGAGAUCUGGCUGCUCGAAACAUCUUAGUCAACAGUAACCUGGUCAGUAAGGUUUCUGAUUUUGGCCUUUCCCGGGUACUUGAAGAUGACCCAGAAGCUGCUUAUACGACAAGGGGAGGGAAGAUCCCAAUCAGGUGGACAGCUCCAGAGGCGAUAGCUUACCGCAAGUUCACCUCAGCCAGUGAUGUUUGGAGUUAUGGAAUUGUCAUGUGGGAGGUGAUGUCGUAUGGAGAGAGACCUUACUGGGAAAUGACUAAUCAAGAUGUGAUAAAGGCUGUGGAGGAAGGCUAUCGCUUGCCAACUCCCAUGGACUGCCCAGCCGCUCUUUACCAGUUGAUGCUUGACUGCUGGCAGAAGGAUCGCAACAGCAGGCCCAAAUUUGAAGAAAUAGUUAGCAUUUUAGAUAAAAUGAUUCGCAAUCCGUGCAGCUUGAAGACGUUAGUUAAUGCCUCCACGAGAGUGUCUAACUUGUUGGUGGAGCACAAUACAGUGGGUCUUAGUAUCUACCAGUCUGUGGGAGAAUGGCUGGAGACCCUUAAGAUGGGACGGUACACAGAAAAUUUCAAUGAAAGUGGAUACACCUCGUUGGAUAUUGUGACAAAAAUAACUUUAGAAGAUUUGAAGAGAAUUGGUGUGGGUCUUGCUGGCCACCAAAAGAAGAUCAUGAACAGUAUUCAGGAGCUGCGAGUCCAGUUUAUGAAUGGCAUGAUGCCUGUGUGACUCUAUUACAAUCGCUUGAGCUGUCACUAGCCAUUCAGCACUUUUAUUUUUCCUGAUUUGGGACUUGUAUUUAUUCCUGGAUGCAAAAGUUGGGGGGAGGGGGAGGAGCAAUGAAUAUCUGGAACAACAGAAAGCAAUUAAUGCUCACCUUACUGUUCCAGUAUUUGAAUUCGCUAAAUCCCUAAACCUUGGAAUCAUCAUCACUGGAACAGAGAGAAUGGAGACAGGUUCAAUAAGGGGUACAGUUCAUCCAUUUACUUUCACACCGAGCAGCACUGAAUACCUUGGCACACAUGUUCCUUCUCUGUAAGUUCGUAUUGGCACCUUUAACAUUUUUCCUGUAUUAAAGUACUCUUAAUUCUCCUUUGGGAGCAUCUGACUUUCUAGAUAAUUUCAAUUCAUUGAGAAAUGGCAGUAGAUCCAUAAUAGUUUACGUAAGUUUCCUGUAUCAAGUCUUAAUGACCAACAGUUGUGUAUUGAAGAGCAAUAUUGAGUUUACUACUUAGUAGUAAGAUGUUUUGUAAAUUAUAAGUGCAGUUAUAACAUGCUGUAUUUAAUAAGUUAUAGAACGUAGUGUAUAAAGUCUUUGCUUGACUCAGUCUUGCUCAGUAUGUAUUUAUUGAUUAAAAAUGUUAGCGCGUAAUGAAAAACGUUAUUUGAAAACGUACAUAUUUACUUUGCUCUUGCUAUAUUUGAAUAUUCAUGUGUAUAUACUGUACAGUUUGCUACUGCAGGGUACAGAAUUUUCUCUGUGAACAAAACUAACUGUAUGAUUUGACUAAAAUGAGUGACACUUUCUUAAAACUUUGUUUUAAGGACCCUGCUUUUUGUUCUGGUCAGUAUGCAAUGUUGAGAAGUGUUUUGCAAUAGUACUCUUUAACUUGUGCUGGUAAUGGAGUGCUCUGCAAAGAGAUUAUGAGCCAUAAUUUUCUGUACUGGCCAUAAAUUAGGCUUGCCCUUGCAUGCUAAUAAUGUCACAGCGAGGGAAGGAAAACAUCUGGGACCUGAAUAAACAGGGCAAGCAACUGGGUAACUCCUUAAUUAAUCAGACUGAAGGAUUGUGAAAGCAACAGCACAAGAACCAAGACAGAAGUGCAAGGUAAAGUGGGUGAAUUCAAUGUCAAAUCAGUGCAGAAAGCAAAAUAAAAAGAGGAAGUUAAAGAUCAAAGUAAGAAAGAGAGAUAAAAGGGACAGAAAGGAAAAGUAAUUUUCUUUUAAAUCUCCAACAAUAAUUAAUACCUGAAAGAAUGAGAACCCACACAUGUAAUAGUCAAUUUUCAAUGCUGAGAGGUUGUUUAGCAGGAAUUAUUUACCACUUUAUUAAAAGUAUAAUUAGACUGAAAUAGACUGAACCUAACUUCCUGUGGCAAAUUUAGUCUGUACCCGUCAUGCAAAUACAGAGAGUACAUGUAAUUCAUUGCAUUUCAAUAAUCCAGUGAGGUGCUGUUUUCAUACAGCUAAGGGCAUCGUGGCACAACAUAUAUUAGAAAAAUAAUGGCACUCAAAAAUGACAAAUCACCCGGCCCUGAUAGUUCCCACUCCAGGGUUUGAAAGGAAGUAGGUGAGGAAAUUGCAAAUGCUUUACCCAUAAUCUUUAAAAGUGCUCUCGAUUCAGUAAUUAUCCCUUCAGAUUGGAAAACUGCAAAUGUAACUCCAUUACUCAAAAAAGGAGUGACAGAGACACCAGGAAAUUAUAGCCCUGUUAGUCCAACAUCUGUUGUGGAGAAGUUAUUGUAAUCUAUAAUGAAGGACAGAGUAACUGAGCAUCUAACUGAGUUUUUUUGAGGGAGCAACUAAAGUAGCAGACAGGGAAAUUAUGUAGUUUAUAUGGAUUUCCAGAAGGCAUUAGAUAAGCUUCCAAAUAAGAGACUGUUAAAAGUUCACAGAAUUGAAGGAAAACAAUUGACUUGAUCAGAAGAUUGAUUCAGCAAUAGAAGACAGAAUAGGAAAACUGGGUAUUUAUUUGAAAUGGGAGGAAGUGACAAGUGCUAUCCCACAAGGAUUUGUGCCGAGGCCUCAGCUAAUCAUUAUAUUUAUUAAUGGCUUGAGUAACAUAAUGAAGAACCAUAGAUUCCCGUUUGCCAAGGACACAAAGAUUGGUGAUAUACUAAAUAGUGUAAACAGGAACAAAAAAUUACGAGUAGCCAUAUGAUAGAUUGAGUGUGCGGGAAAUCUGUGGUAGAUGGAUUUCAACAUAGGUAAGUGUUAAAUCAUCGAUAUUGGAGUAAAAUUGGAUAGACAUGUGCACUUUUUACAUGGUGUAAAGCUAGGAAGAGUGAAGGUCCAAAGAAAUUCAAGGGUACUUGUUUACAGAUUACUAAAAUGUGGUGGUGGUCAGGUACAAGAAAUAAUCAAAACACCUCAUGGAAUGUUAGCCUCUGUAUCUAGAUAGCUAGAAUUUAAAAGAUGGAAAUUAUGCUACAGCUAUACAAUGCCUGGUUAGGCCACAUCUGGAGCACUGUGUACAUCCAUUGGCACUGCACCUUGGAAAGAUAUAUUAGCCUUGUAAGGAGUGCAGCACAGAUUCCCCAGAAUGUUACCAGUGCUCCAAUGUUAGAUUAUGAGGAAUUAUUACAUAAACUAGGUUUUUAUUCCCAGGAAUACAGAAGGUUAAAUGAUAAUAGAGUUGAGGCUUUUAAGGUUUUGAAAUGAAUUGAUAGGUUAGAAAGAGAGAAACUUUGUUGCUCGGUGAGAGAUUAGAACAAGGGGUUAAAACCAGAGACUAUUUAGGAAAGAAAUUACAAAACAGUUCUUCACACAAACAGUGUUAGAAUUGUGGAACUCUCUCCCACAAAAAGCAGUGGAUGCUAGAACAACUAAUCAUUAGAUUUUGCUAACCAAGGGUCUUAACUGAUAUGAAGCCAAGGCAGCAGAUGGAUGGAGUUAGGAUUCAGAUCAGUCAUGAUCUCAUUGAGUAACAGAACAAUUUUGAGGGUUUGAAUGGCCUGCUCUUGAUCCUAGGUUUAUACAUCAGCACUCAAGAUGGUAAUCUAAUUUUGUCAUUUGCAUAAAAUAUUGUCCAGAAUUUGAAGUUGCAAAUCAGAUUAGCUCAUUCAAUUAAUAUACACUGAAACAAGCCAGAGUCAUUUAAACAUUUAGGAGCUCAUUAAGAACAAAAGCCAAGAUGUUAAUUAAUUCCAGACUGACUGUAAAAAGGAAAAUAAUUUAAUUAAGGAAAGCCGAGGAGUCUUCUUUAUACUAUCUUUUAACUAAAAUGAAUAUAAAGGAUAUCUGGCUCUGUAUAAAAAUAGUCUCUGUGUUUCUCAUCUUCUUUGUAGUGCCAACUAUAUUCAGCAUUGCACUGUUAUUUUGUGUUUUUUUUUUAAUAUUCUGUUUGCUGCCAACCUUACAUAGACCUGGAGGUGAAAUUUAUGAUCAAAAAUAGAUAGAGAGAAGAAAUUUAUACAUGUGGAACUGUGUUUAUUUAUCAUUGAAAUACAUCAAAAUACGUCACGUUUGAUAACUAAGAAAUGAGUGAUAGCCCCUUUUAAAUUUCAGAAAGCCAACCAGUGGAGCAGGCUUGCGAUUUGCCAUUCCACCAGCCAAAAGACUGGAUCCAUUUUAAAGCCAAUUAGUAGAAUUAGAUAGUCAUAGGGACCAACUGGGCGUCUGGAUGCAGUUUGACAGCUAUAGGUUGGGAUGAUAUUGCGCGCUUGGAGUUGGUGCAGCCAGCAGCAAGGUAUGUCCAGGGUGGGCAAUGAUCGUGGUGAGGUGGGACUGGGGGCGCACUCUGGGGGAGUGAUCAGGUUCCGGGCCAACUGUAGCUCAGAGCAUUUUUGUUGGGCCCAGAGAAGCUCUCCAGAUUCUCCUGGCCCCAAAAAGGUAAUUUUAAACUUACCCUUCUGGAGCCACUUAAGUCUCCGUCACCAGCAAAGUUGUUCAGAGGGUUCAUGGUCCUGAUUGAUUCUAAGACCUCAAUUUGCACAUUAAUUGGAGCACAGGGAGGGAGGCGUGCAGCCACCUAAUAGGCCCCUGCAAAAAGACUAGGCAUCAGGGUAAUGGGAUGGUAAAUCCACUGAGCCAAUUUGAGCCAGUUACCAAGUGAUUAAUGAUUUCGGCCAAUUAAAUCGAUCCACAUGUGAAUGAGAUUUGGACAGGUCUCCAUAUAUUUGCUGGGCAAACCACAAAGACCCUCCACUACAUUGCCUCUGUGCUUCUCUUUCUCAUCAUGCCACUGUGGCUCCAGUAACAUUGCAGUAUUGAGCAAUGCAUGGUCUGAGCUAGAUAUAAGUGGAAAAAUUUGAUAGAGGCACUGAGGUUUAUGUUUCUAUUUGCUAUCCAAGAGUACAAAAUAACUUCAAACCUUGAAUGCAGCAAUGUUUUCUGUGUUUCAGUGCUUAAAGUGAAAAUUCUGGUGUGGCCUUUUAUGUUUUUCUGAAGCACCUAUGCAUGCUGAGACUCCCUCCAACACUAUCAACCUCUUUGCAGCUGAACCAAGGAUUUGAAAAAAAAAAUAGAAUUUCCCUCCUUUUUUAUUCUUUCAUGGAAUAUGAGCAUUGCUAGCAAGGCCAGCAUUUUUGUUGUCCAUCCAUGUCCUUGAGAGGGUGGUGUUGGUGAGGCCCUUCAUGAACAGCUUCUUGUAAGAUUCCAACCAACCUGCUAGGCCAGGAGCCCGCAUGUGGGGCCCACUUGCACUUUUGUGGAGAUCGGCGCAUCUCAUCUGUAGUGGCCGUCACUGAUUUUGAACAGCCUCAACCAAGUUCCUAGUGGGCCCUUUACAAUUUGACAGAAAUCAUCAGGCUGAAAGUGCAUAUGGUGUGGAAUGGUGCAAAAGUGGAAUCCAAUUCCACUGUUUUUUGGGUUGGAGUGGAGGCAGAUUGCUGGGUGGAGUAAAUGAAGCUUUGCUCUGCAUGUCACUAUGUAUAUCUAACCUAGUAGAGUAUGAACUUAGUUACUCAAGUUGAAAGAAAUGUUCGGUUUUCCAGCAUUGGCAUCCCUCACCUUGAUAAGAAAAUAAAUUUACCCACUUCCCCAAAAAAUCACAGUGGCAAUGCAAAUACAGAGCAACUUUGUGAAAUAAUUUAGAAAGAUAUGGUGAGUUUAUUAGCAGAAAUGAGGACAAAAUAUUGUAUCCCAUUUUAAAUAUUACAACACUGAUUACAAACACUGAACAAAAUAAUGCAGGAGAGGGGAUAGAACAAUUAAAAAUUGCAUGAGAGCAAUUAAUAUGGCAGUAUAGGGAGAACUGAAAGCAGUUUUGCAUUAAAGUGCAGGAGAUGGUUAAGAUGGAUUGUACCACGUUGUAUGUAACUUUUAAAAGCUCAUCUUGGUCAGUAGACAACUACAAUCAGAUAAUGAAGUGAAGGGCUGGGGUGUGAAAAGUCUCCUUUAAAUGAAGAGGAUAAAGUGUGUAAUUAUUUGUAGUUCUCCAUUAAACCGUUGCAAGAAUGUAAAGCAAUUCCCAAUGCUAUCAUGAUGAUAAGUUAUUUGGAAGCACAUAGGGAUUUCUAAAGGAACAUGGAUGCUUUUGUAAGUAAUGUGUAAACUGAGACAACUUAGGGGAAAGGAACUCCAUUUCUCACAUAGCAAAGCAAAUUACAGUAGAAGCCUAGUAUCCAAUCAGCAGCAUUUCAAGCUUACAUUUACUGAGUAACAAGCAAUCACACAUUCAUGCUAUAAGGCUUACAUUUUGCUUUGAGUUGUUUACAACUAGCUGAAACCUUAAUAACAACCUUAGUGUGCUUUAUUUAUUUUAAGAACAGUAUCCUGACACUGUCUGUAUUUUGUUUGUG